UAGAUAACAUCAUUUGACCAGAAAACCCACUAUAUUCCAAGUCAUUAAGUUGUUCAUAUCACGUAAAAUUAGAUCCGAAGUAUCCACAAUGGAUGAGGCCGUACGGCCAAACUACACGGUGCAGAUGAAGACUGAGUACAUGUGUAGCUUCUGUGGAGAAAUGUUCACAAAUCUGCCAGAGAUGCAGCUUCACGUGUCCACGCACACGAGAGGAAUGGCGAGUAGCAGCUCGUGUAAUGUCUGCGGCAAGUCGUACAACACCGCGUCCAAGCUGCGGCGCCACGUGCGCACUCACAGCGGCGAGAAGCCCUACCCUUGCGGGAUCUGCGGCAGGUGUUUCGGACGCUCUGAUCAUCUUAAGCAGCAUAUGAAGGUGCACUUCAUGGCGUCCAAGAGGCAGAAGAAUCUCUGUAGACUGUGUGGGAUGAUGUUUCUAAAGAUAGAAACCCUGUUGUCUCAUUUGAGCGAGCAUGGCGUGGUGUCGGCACACAACUGCGCGUAUUGCGGAGAAAUGUUCGGGAGCGCGGAGAAACUGGAACUGCACGAGAGAGAGCAUGUGAAAACUCAAACUGGGCCCGUUGAGAACGUCGGCGAGUUGAAGCUGGAAGCCCCGGACAUUGCUGGUGAUGUCCAGGAAACAUUGACAAGGUUUCCUCCUGGUGAAGGUGUCGCGCAGGACACGACGUUCCCAGAGAUAAUGCUAGGUGUUGCCAGGCGGUCUGCACAAGGCAAUAAUGGAACCACUGACCACAAUGCAUGCAGCGAGAGCAGUACUAAAGCUGUGCCCUUAUCUUUGAUAUCCAUGUCGAAUUUACAGCCACGUAUUGCAGCUUUCCCGAGAACUUUUACGCAUGAAUUCGAUGUUGUAAGCGCGCAGGCAACAGCAAAUUUUGACAAUCAAUCUGAACUUGCUAGAAACCUAAGUUCGUGCUCCCCAUUUCAUAUUUUCCCCGCGACUGCUACAGGGAAGCCUGAAGGUAUGGUAGACGGCGAAGUCGGCUUUUCUUCUAGUAGCGGUCAGAUCUCUGUGUCUUCGGAGCAAGAUGCUGUACCCGCUGCAGACGACGCCGACACCGGACCGGAAGUGAGGGACGCACCCGAGCCGAAGCGCCACUGCCGCAGAAAACACCGUACGCCAAGGAAGUGCGAAGUGCGCGACUUGGUGAGCGAUGAGGAUCAGCGAGACGAAGUUAAGUUGAACGAUAACUGUGGACUUGUGCCGUCGGAAGAUGGGUCAAUACAUGUAGAAGGUAUUGGAGUUGGUGUAGGAGCUGGAACCUUCCAGCCGAUUUCAUGCGAACGUGGGCUUCUCCCAAGAGGCUGCUCUGAGAAGGCAAAGGAAAUGUCGACGCUAGAACCUAACAGAGCUUUCAAACCCUCCACUAACGACAGCAGGCAGUCAUUUGACUUGUGUUGCCAAGAUUCGACAGGUAGCGAGGUGGACAGGCUGCAUUGUAGUACAGAUUGCAGCUCAGUGGAUCGGUCUCCUAUGCCAAGCCAUCACAUAGCCGCGAAUGCUUACCGCAGCAGUCUCCUGAUGCACGGAUCAGAUUUCCGGUCCCGGAUGCGUGCAUCUCGCUUGUGCUUGGCGAAAGCUCCUGACACACCUGGACAUUGCUCUCCCCCUCGCUCUCCCAUCCUUCCUGUGGGGUCAUGGGAAGCACCUGCAUCUGAACCAGACGCUCCAGGGCUUCAGAGAACGUUCCGAUGCGAACCUUGUAGGACUUUGUUUGAGGACUAUUCCAUGUAUUUGUUGCAUAAUAGCUUACAUGUCCGGGGAGGACAAACGCCAUUCGCUUGUCUGCGCUGUGGAAAAAGACUCGGGAAUCGACUGGAGUUCACCGCUCAUCUUGUCUGGCAUCUUUCCCCAAAUAUGGACAGGUUGUAGUGAUACCAAUCUGCACACGAGAGUAAUGCCGUGCAACAGUUCGUGUAGCGUGUGCGGCAUGACCUCCAACACGGCGCCCAAGUGGUGAGAAGACCUACCCCUCGGGAGUCUGCGGCAGGUUUUUCUGUUCUAAGAACACUGAUAAGUGGAGAAUUCAAGAACGAGGGUAUAUAUUCCAUAUGAAAAGUAAGCCAUAGUAAUCAAAAUUCAGUAGAUAAACAAUUUGUUUAUAACAUUGAGGUAUCUUAUGUAUAGCAAUAGGAGCCUACGUGACCGAGGUGGUUGGCGCACCAGCGUGGCGCAAUGACCCAGGAACCUUUCACCAAAUACGGUCGCUGUGAGUUCAAGUCCAGCUCAUGCUAGCUUCCUUUCUGGUCGUACGUAAGAAGAUUCAGGUGUUUUCAUUUAUACUUAUACCCUUUACUUCUUGUGAAUGGUUAUGCAUGGUGUUUUACAUAUGUCUUGGGCUGCUGUAGACAGCAGUGAAUACAACAUUUCUGGAAACGAUUUUG
This is a messenger RNA of Liolophura sinensis, 2400 nucleotides long. RefSeq names its product protein suppressor of hairy wing-like. The transcript has a single exon. Gene Ontology annotation, biological process: regulation of transcription by RNA polymerase II. The record is from RefSeq and is a predicted model, not a curated record. Bases 89 to 1888 code for a protein of 599 amino acids. Gene Ontology annotation, cellular component: nucleus. NCBI's taxonomy places the organism in Eukaryota, Metazoa, Mollusca, Polyplacophora, Chitonida, Chitonidae. Gene Ontology annotation, molecular function: DNA-binding transcription factor activity, RNA polymerase II-specific; RNA polymerase II cis-regulatory region sequence-specific DNA binding.